CGUCCUUCGUCUCUCCUCCCGACCUCCGGCUCCCCAAUGCCCCUCAACAUCUCCAAGCUGACCCAGGACAUCCUCGGCCUCGCCGUCCUGGGCCUCUUCCUGCUCGGAUGGCUGCUGUUCUUCAUCGGCACCUGCGUCCAGCAGAUUGUCCUCGGUCCCGGCAACGGUAUCUUCUGGUUCCAGGUUCUCUACCAUCUCGGACUUGCCCUGGGUCUCACCUUCCUCAACAUCACUGAUGGCAUCAAGUCCCAUCGUCUCGCUCUCAUGGCUCUGCUCACCAUCGGAACCGUCCUGAUCAUCAACAGCCUGACGGUGCUGCUCUACGUGGAACGGGGAGCCACCGCUGCGGCUGGCUCGUUCUUCAUGUCGUUUGUGUACUUUUUCUGGAUCAUCCGUUUCGGUUCCGAAGAAGAUUCUCCCGUCAACAAGAUUGAGCUGCCGAUCCCCGCUCGCGGCAACAACCUCACCGCCGAGGCUCCCCAGGCCCCCGCCAACGCUGCCCGUACUGGCUUCAAGCCCCAGAUUCAAAUUCCCAAGUUCAGCCUCCCUGUCUUUGGCAAGAAGGGCAACGCCCAGGCCGAGCAAACCACUCGCGAUAUCCAGCCUCAGGGCUACGCUCCUCAGCCCCAUGUCCCCGCUCAGCAGCCUCAGCAGCCCCAGCCGUACCAGGCUGCCCAGCCCAUUCAGGUUGUGACCACCAGCGAGCCUCAUGCUCCUUCCGCUGCCCAAACCUCGGCACCCGUCCCUGGUGCCGCCGAGCCUGCUCAGAAGGCCGUUGCCAUGUACCCUUAUACCGCCAACGCCAGCGAUCCCACCGAGCUUUCGUUCGAGAAGAACGAGAUUCUCGAGAUCAUCAACACUAACGGCAAGUGGUGGAGGGCCCGCCGAGUCGAUGCUGUUGGCAAGGUCAUUGAGGGCAUCAUUCCGUCCAACUACGUCCGCCUUCUCUAAGUCCCACCCACCCUCGGUGCCUCACGCAAAGCUGGAGGUUACUUUUUUUUUUUCUUUGUUUCUAUGCGAAGGUCCAUUGAGGGCGUUUCCAUUAAUUCCCACUUGCUGUCCUUGCCUUUCUGUCAAUUCCACUCGUGGCUCUCCUUUGUCUUUCUGUCGUUUUCGCACUCGCGCUCUCCCUACUUUGAACCUACGGCCCGGCUCUGCGAGUCUGGUGUUCUUUGGGCGGUAGGUGCCGAGCCAUGGCCGCUGUGAACCCCAUCGCUGAAAAAAAUCCUCCCCCCACCCCGCUAGAUCAAGAUCUUUGCCUUUAUGGCCUGUCUAACUUUCAACAAGACGCCCUGGAUAUUGACGCUGGCGGUGUUUCUUUUUUCUUCUCAUUUUGUUACUCUGGUCUUUGAAUACACAAAUGCGUCACAACAGCGAU
This is a messenger RNA of Polychytrium aggregatum, 1378 nucleotides long. RefSeq lists its product as uncharacterized. Bases 37 to 951 code for a protein of 304 amino acids. The transcript is spliced from 5 exons. NCBI's taxonomy places the organism in Eukaryota, Fungi, Chytridiomycota, Chytridiomycetes, Polychytriales. Gene Ontology annotation, molecular function: protein binding. The record is from RefSeq and is a predicted model, not a curated record. Gene Ontology annotation, biological process: regulation of actin filament polymerization.